Amoebophrya sp. A120 is the source of this 3018-nucleotide messenger RNA. Lineage: Eukaryota; Dinophyceae; Syndiniales; Amoebophryaceae. The record is from the annotation of a GenBank genome assembly.
GCCUUUUAGAAAUGUUGUAACCGAGAGCUGAACAUAAUCUGUACGCUGGUCGUGUGCUCCUGAGUAUCAUGUCGUUGGUGGAGUAAAUCUAGUGUGAUCGUAGCGUGCUGUUUGCAGAUCGAUCCGAGUGUUAAGAUUUUAGAAAAGUAAUUCGCUCACCAGGCAGAAAAGCACAAAUUAAGACAGCACACAAAAAUCGCAGAUGCGAGAAGUAGUCCGGUUUCUAGUACAAUCAAGAUGGACCGCCUUCUCUCGCUUUCCACAAACGAGCCCACGACAAUUGGUGCCUUGAGUUCAUCUGCCGCCAUAGCAGCAUGUGGGGUAACGGUCGUAGCUAGCAGUUUGCUAUCGCACCGCGACGGCGAUGAAACUACUCCGAAGGAUGGGCAGCACAGAAGCAGCGUGGAAGGGGAGCAGCAGGUGCAACGGGAUGAAGCGGGCCAAAUUCUAAGCUCGGACCACGAAGAUGCAGCGCUAGUACAGCAGGAAGAUCAAGAUAUUACUAACGACAGGAGCAGCAAGGAUGUAGUUCUUUCUUCAGCAAGGAUAGAAGAUCCCGAAGCUGCUGCGAAGAGCCGAGAGUUGCGAAGCUCCUCUGACCAGACGCACGACGAUAAAAUGCCAGCAAGGGCGGGAAUCCUCGAAACUAGUAUGCAAGCCGAAAAGAGGGGCGAGGACGACGCAACAACUGGCGAAGCGAGUUCUUUUGCGCCGAAUACUAUUAAAUCGUGCAGUAGAACAGGAAGACCUGAGGAGCUGCGGCUCAUGGACGAAGUUAGGAGUCUCGUUGGGGAGAAAAAUUGCAGCCCGCAGGAAAAUAUUGCCUCAUUGUCGACCACCGCGUCCUCGCCGGGUGCGAGCCCGGUGUUGAACAAGGACAUCGACUCCACGGCCCCACCAAUCACGGAGGAUGAGAAAGAUCACCGGGAAAAAUCAGCAGUCGAUGUGUGUAGUUCCAAGCUACCGGCGUCGUCAUCUUCUGCAGUUUGUGCGAACAAGUCACCCGAGGUCGUACCGGAGGACCCGGCCAUGGUUCUGGAGCAGUGCCUACGUGCGGAAGAACGGCUUUGGGCUGCGGGCCUCCACACGCGUGACCGAAAAACCAAAGAGACGCUCAGUGUCGCCGACGCGGACGUGGAACGGUUUCUGCCGAAGGGAUACUUCUCGUACUGUGAACGAAAAUUCCAACAGUUCCGGAAGUACGUCAAACCCGUCGUGCGCACCAUGGUGGACCAAGCGGAGUGGAAGACGCCGCCGUCUCAUCGCUCAGCGAUUGAGCGGGCGGAGAUUUCCCACGGUUGCUGGAUUAAGAACGCGUGCUGCCUUAUGCAGGCGCCGGAGGAUCACGCGCUCUUCAUAGCAGAGGAAAAAGGCUGCAGCCUCCUGCACAACACCAUCGCGAAACUGCACACCCUCGGCAGACCAGCAGUUCUAUUCGAGAACCCGACGCCAAUUUUCAAGGUAUGUAUAGAGAUUUUUUUACAUGCUCAUGCUUGUUUGCAACGUUGUAGAAUUUGAAUUCAGCAUCUAUGAUGAUUUUGCAGUUGCUGGAUUGUGGUCGUAUUGUGUAGUUUUAAUUGUGCCAAAACCAAAGUUGUUCAAAUUCAGCUUUUCUUUGACGUUUGCGUGGAGCUACGGUCGCCUCUGGAUGAGCCUGUGGACACGGCGACAGCGGAGGCAGAGCGCGUUCAGCGGAAUGCUUUGUACAAAAAGUUUUUGGAAGCUGGCGUGUACAGUGGCGACGAUGUUGCCGGUCCGGUUGCGGGCGCGAUCUUCCAGUGGGUCUCCAAUUCCUUCCCGCCGGAAACCAACACGAAGAUGUACGUGGCGACGGGCUACACCAGUGCGGAAAUGCUUCAGAAGACCGGCUGCCACCGCGUGGUGGUGCGCUACAUGUUCCCGAACAUUCUGGUCGACUUUAUGUUGGCGAAAAUCCUGCGGUUCGACAUCGUGAACGUGUUGGAGCGCGACGUGGACUGUGCGGCCUUGCGGUUGGACCUCGAGCAAAACGUCUUCGCAAACGACCACGCUGUUGUUACCAUGGGCCGCGAGAUCAGGAGGCACGUAAACAAAAUCGUCGCGCCAGAACAGAUUUACCAGCCAAAAUUCACCGCCGCCCGCAGCUUUGAGGUAGUACUUAGUUAAGUGCUUGCUUUUUGGAUCUCGUAGCGUAGGACAUUUUUUCUUUAUGAAUUUGAAUUAAGGGGGACGUCUUUUGUCAGUGUCGCUUAGGAAUUUGUAUGCGGCGAUAAUUUUUUCCACAUUCCGAAUUUGAAUUUCUGAAUUCCACUAGACCGCCGGGCAGUGGAACACGGUCAUUCGUGUUCCGAUGUGCCACGCGGCAGAGACGGACGAGCGACUGAGUGGCGAAGUUCUGCGAUGGCGCGGCAUCGUCGACGAAGUCGGGAACAGAUACCGCUGGCGCGACGUUGACCUGGACGCGAAGCCAGACAAGCUACCCGAGGAGGUGCGCAAGCUGUCCGUGCGCGAGAACGAGUGGCGUACCAAAACCGUCACGCAGCCCCUUCCCCGAGUAGAGCAAAGGCUGAACGGCGUCGAGCAGCGGCGGCGAACCUUCAAGGGUUCCUGAUAAAAUAAGUACACACGUCUGGCGACAAUUCAUCCUGGGCGGAGGCUUAUUCAACAACCUCCUGCGAGCCGGCAGCUUUCCACACGUAGUUGUAACGAGGACAAAGACAUAGCCUGCAGUAAUAUAGUUUGCAGCAAGAAGUUUGCGGUGAGAAAACGAUGACGAUCCCCAUGUAUUAAAGAUUUCGAGGAGGAUAUGCCUCUUUCCAAGAAAAGACGGACUCCUGCUUCCAUGGUUUCAACGGCAGAGUUUUGAACCGCGCUCGAUUUUUGCAGGGUUUAGGUGAAGUGGUUUGUUUUUCCAACCUAGGGUUUCAAAAAAGUUCUUGCACCACGAAAAACGGUAUUUGUUUGCCCAUUCGCUAAAAAAGACAAAAUCAGCGACUACAUGGGCACGACUCCUCUCACACGACGUCGACGCAUUCGCAU